Molecule: messenger RNA, 1575 nt
Organism: Astyanax mexicanus (Mexican tetra)
Lineage: Eukaryota; Metazoa; Chordata; Actinopteri; Characiformes; Acestrorhamphidae
Gene: sh3gl2a
Product: SH3 domain containing GRB2 like 2a, endophilin A1
Exons: 9
Coding region: 141-1184 (347 amino acids)
Biological process (GO): synaptic vesicle uncoating
Cellular component (GO): glutamatergic synapse; cytoplasm; presynapse
Molecular function (GO): protein binding
Source: RefSeq, a predicted model, not a curated record
GCGAGGAUUUCACCUGCAGCACGACACGCGCCGCACACAGCACACACACACAGCACACACACACACACGCGCGCGCGCACAAACACACACAGCGGGUCAGAACCACACACUCGGCGCCGAACCGAGACCGAACCGGAACCAUGUCUGUAGCGGGUCUGAAGAAACAGUUCCACAAAGCCACUCAGAAAGUGAGUGAGAAGGUGGGCGGAGCUGAGGGAACAAAGCUCGACGAUGACUUCAUGGAAAUGGAAAAGAAAGUGGACGUCACCAGCAGGGCUGUGCUGGACAUCAUGACCAAAACCACAGAGUACCUGCAGCCCAAUCCUGCGACUCGUGCUAAGCUGAGCAUGAUGAGCUCCAUGUCUAAGAUCCGUGGUGGUGAUAAGGGUCCGGGCUACACGCAGACCGAGACCAUGCUGGGAGAGACCAUGCAGAAGUACGGCCGGGAGCUGGGCGAGGAGUCCAACUUCGGUCUGGCUCUGAUCGAUGCUGGGGAGGCGAUGCGGGAGCUGGGGGAGGUGAAGGACGCUCUGGACAUGGAGGUCAAGCAGAACUUCGUCGACCCCAUGCAGAACAUGCAUGACAAGGACCUGAAGGAGAUCCAGCAUCACCUGAAGAAGAUGCAGGGCCGGCGUCUCGACUUCGACUACAAGAAGAAGCGGCAGGGCAAAGUGACGGACGACGAGAUCAAGCAGGCUCUGGAGAAAUUCGACGAUUCCAAGGAGAUCGCAGAGCAGAGCAUGUUCAACCUGCUAGAGAGUGAUAUUGAGCAGGUGAGUCAGCUGGCGGCUCUGGUUCAGGCACAGGUGAACUACCACAGACAGGCCACCGAGAUCCUACAGCAGCUCUCCGACAAGAUGGAGGAAAGGAUAAGAGACACUUCCAAUAAGCCGAGGAAAGAGUACACUCCCAAACCUCGUACCUCCAUGGACUUCACCCCCACCGAGACCCACAAUGGAGGAAUCAUUGCACGCUCACGCUCACCAGCUCCUAUGGAUCAGCCGUGCUGUCGGGCUCUGUACGACUUCGACCCAGAGAACGAGGGCGAGCUGGGCUUCAAGGAAGGUGACAUCAUCACCCUGACCAAUAAGAUCGAUGAGAACUGGUACGAGGGGAUGAUCCACGGCCAGUCCGGAUUCUUCCCCGUCAACUACGUCGACAUCCUGGUGGCCUUGCCACACUAAUCUCCAGAUACACACCUGUACCCCCCUUAAAUAUCACCCGAGCCCCUGAUUCCCACCACACACACACACACACACACACACACACACUCCUGCAAUUGCAAGAAACACACCAGACAUGAACAGCAGCUUUGUGCAUGAGGACAAAGUGCGUUUGUGCUUUGGACGGCAACGAAAAAAGCAACGAUCUGCCAUUGAGUUGGAGAACUUUGCGUUGUUUAUUUUUGUCAUUAUUUGUUUGUUUGUUUGUUCGUUUGUUUGUUUGUUUUUUGAGAGGUUUAAAAAAGUGAACGCACCCCAUCCUAUCCCAUUCCCAGGUUUGUCUGUUUUAUGCCUUUUCCCGUCGUUUUCUGACACCAGAAUAAAACUAGCUCUUCAGCACCAUGUAAAAAAA